AUGCUUUCAUCCCAGUCCGCCCCGGCGCUUGUUGCGCUUCUCUUUGCCGCCGCUGCAUCGGCCCUGUCGCCGGCGAGACUGCACUGCCUUCGUUCACGAAAUGUCGAACUGGCUAGACUAGCAGCAUGCGGCGACUCUGGAUCCGUGGCCCACUGCAUGGAGAUGCUCACCGACGACUUUACACAGAUCGAUCUGGAGAGAUGCUACAUCAACGCGGGGUGCGACUUUACCGAAGCCGUCAUCGAGUCGCAGUGGACUCUAGAUAGGUGCGACGACAGAGGCAGCAUCCCUGCCGAACUGCGCAAACGCCAUGUCGCCGUCUUCGCGCGUCAGACGACCGAGGCGACCGCGGCUGCUGCUGAGACGGCCACCGCUACAUCCACAGGCACGGCCACCUAUUCCAAGCUUAUAUGCUCCACGACAACAACAAAGUCCACCACGCAAUGCCCCGUCGUCUCUACGGGCGUGCUGAAGGGCAAGACUCUCAAGGAGGGCUGCUUUCCGACGCAGAUCGCAUACGGGACAUGCGCGGCGGGCCUGCUUUGCAAGAACGAUAAUUCGGGCAACCCUUCGUGCAAGGUGCUGGAUAAUACUGUCUACCCCAGCGGCAUCGCCGUAGCCAUCUUCUUCGCCGUCGCCAUCACGGGCUCCAUUGCCUACAUCACGUUCUCCUGCUGCCGCGAGAGGAGGCAGAAGAAGCGUAACGCGGAGAGAGCCGAGGCCCUGCUGAACGCGAAGCUGGCCGCUAAGCAGCGACAACAGCCGGUUGUGCAGGUCCACGAUGCUGACAACCAGCCGCUCAUGUCGCACGGCCAACCGGCUGCUGCGUAUGAAGCAAAUGGUCCAUUCGGCGACCACCACCGGAUGUAA
Messenger RNA from Colletotrichum orchidophilum, 870 nucleotides. RefSeq lists its product as uncharacterized. The transcript has a single exon. The record is from RefSeq and is a predicted model, not a curated record. Lineage: Eukaryota; Fungi; Ascomycota; Sordariomycetes; Glomerellales; Glomerellaceae. The coding region runs from base 1 to 870 and encodes 289 amino acids.